AUGGAGAUCCCCCUCAAGUCCCUCCCCGGCGGGCGAGCCGCCGCCAGCGGAAAUAUGAUGACUCAGUCAGAUUUAGAUCUAAAAGAGACAUCUUUGAAAGAGGAUUUGAAGUUUUACUUCAUGAACCCAUGUGAAAAAUACAGAGCAAGACGUCAGAUACCAUGGAAAUUGGCUUUGCAGAUUUUGAAGAUACUUAUGGUUACAACACAGCUUGUUUUUUUUGGUUUGAGUAACCAGCUGGUGGUCUCAUUCAAAGAGGAAAACACUGUUGCUUUUAAACACAUAUUCCUGAAAGGCUAUUCUGGAACUGAUGAAGAUGACUACAGCUGCAGUAUAUAUACACAACAGGAUGCUUAUGAAAGCAUUUUUUAUGUUAUUAAUCAGUACAGGCACUUAAAGAACAUAUCCCUGGGGACCCUUGGUUAUGAACAUGAAGAAUCAGGUUUAAGAAUCUGUAAACAACAGUACAAGAGAGGCACAAUGCUUCCUUCCAAUGAUACAUUGAACAUAGAUGUUUCUACUGAAACAGAAUGUAUCCUUUUAAAGCCAAAGGAACUAACUGGUAAGAACGCAGAACUGAAGCUGAACUCUUCUUUUUUCAAUCUUGAAUUUUACAGGCUUAUACAGGUUGAAAUCUCCUUCAAGCUGAAAGGCAUUGCUCUACAGACAAUCCAUGCCCGUGAACUGCCUGACUGCUAUGCAUUUCAAAAUACUAUAACUUUCAAUAAUAGAGCCCACAGUGGAAAAAUCAAGAUCUAUUUUGAUAGUAACACUGAUAUUCAGGAAUGCAAAGACUGGCACAUAUUUAACUCAGUUCUCCAGAAAAACACUCAGUAUAUUCUAGUCUUUGAUGGAUUUGUCAUAUUAAGUUGCUUGUCUUCUCUCAUCCUCUGCACACGAUCCAUUGUUCUCGCAUGGAGGCUACAGAAGAGAUUUGUGGAUUUCUUCUUGGAGAAAUACAAACGCUGUGUCUGUUAUGCUGAUCGCCUGGAGUUCCUGAAUGGGUGGUAUGUCCUGGUAAUUAUCAGUGAUGUGAUGACAAUCAUUGGGUCAAUCCUAAAAAUGGAAAUAAAAGCCAAGAACCUCACAAGUUACGAUGUCUGCAGCAUUUUACUUGGAACAUCAACUUUGUUUGUCUGGGUUGGAGUCAUCAGAUACCUGGGAUAUUUUCAAACCUACAAUGUGCUCAUUUUAACUAUGCAGGCAUCGUUGCCGAAAGUGCUCAGGUUUUGUUGUUGUGCUGGGAUGAUCUAUCUUGGCUAUACUUUCUGUGGUUGGAUUGUCCUGGGACCUUAUCAUGAAAAGUUUGAAGAUCUGAACACAGUGGCUGAAUGUCUGUUUUCUUUGGUCAAUGGUGAUGAUAUGUUUGCAACAUUUGCUCAAAUCCAACAGAAGAGUUCACUGGUGUGGAUGUUCAGCCGGUUAUAUCUGUACUCCUUCAUUAGUCUGUUUAUAUACAUGAUCCUCAGCCUUUUUAUUGCACUCAUUACUGACUCCUAUGACACCAUAAAGAAAUACCAACAAAGUGGUUUUCCGGUAACAGAUUUACAUGAAUUUCUAAAAGACCAUAGCAGUGCUGGCUACAGAAAAGACAGAACUUCUUUUCCGUUCAUCUGCUGCUGCAGGAGACAACAGAGUGAUGACAACUUGAUACUGAUUAAUUGA
Cinclus cinclus is the source of this 1665-nucleotide messenger RNA. It is a transcript of the gene MCOLN2, whose product is annotated as mucolipin TRP cation channel 2. Bases 1 to 1665 code for a protein of 554 amino acids. The record is from RefSeq and is a predicted model, not a curated record. Gene Ontology annotation, cellular component: lysosomal membrane; plasma membrane. NCBI's taxonomy places the organism in Eukaryota, Metazoa, Chordata, Aves, Passeriformes, Cinclidae. The transcript is spliced from 14 exons. Gene Ontology annotation, molecular function: NAADP-sensitive calcium-release channel activity.